AUGAAUAACACAGAGUAUCAGCAAAACAUCACAGUUCUGUACUGCUUUCCUGACAAUAAUGCAUCUUGCAGGAAGGAGGUGCGAACAGGUCCUGCUUAUAUAUUUCUGUUCAUUGUUCUCUCAUGUGUAUCUGUGUUCACUGUGUUUCUGAACCUGCUGGUGAUCAUCUCCAUCUCUCACUUCAAGCAGCUCCACACUCCCACCAACCUGCUCAUCCUCUCUCUGGCUGUGGCGGAUCUUCUCGUGGGGCUGAUUGUUAUGCCUGUCAAUAUUAUGCUAUUUAUAGACUCUUGUUGGUACCUUGGAAAAUUGGCAUGUUCUAUUUAUUCAGUGGUCAAUAAUCUCUCAACGGCAGCAUCUGUCUGUAAUCUAAUUUUCAUUUCAUUUGAUCGGUACGUUGCGAUCACUGACCCUCUACUUUAUUCCAGUAGAAUCACUGUCUGUAAAAUAUCGAUGUGCAUAAUUCUAAGCUGGUCUUUUUGUCUAAUGUAUAUGAUUGCUGUGAGGCACUUUAAUCAUCUCCUCUCUCCAUCUCAGAUGUCCAUUAGGUGCUAUGGAGAGUGUGUGAUCUAUGUCAAACACUCCUGGGUGAUUACUAACCUUGUGUUUUCUUUUCUAGUUCCUUGCUCUAUUAUAAUUAUCUUGUAUUCACUGAUUUUUAAAGUGGCAAGACGUCAAGCUAAAGCUGUCAGAGCUGUAACAAAUGCUGCCUCACACAAACAUGGAGACAAGGUUUCCCCCGAAACCAAAGCAGCAAAAACAUUGAGCAUUGUCAUUUUUGUUUAUCUUGCUUGCUGGAUACCAUUUUCUUUAAGUUCUCUGUCAGUUGAAAGCUUGUCAUCUUCAUCAAUGGUGUGGACUGUGUUUAUCUGGCUAGUAUACAUGAACUCCACUGUGAAUCCACUAAUAUAUGCCAUUUUUUAUGAGUGGUUCAGAGAAUCCGUUCAUUAUAUUGUAACCUGUAGGAUAUUUGAAUCUUCACCUUCAAGGCUUAUAUUGUUCCCUGAACAUGUUUAA
Pygocentrus nattereri (red-bellied piranha) is the source of this 1017-nucleotide messenger RNA. Its product is annotated as trace amine-associated receptor 6-like. Gene Ontology annotation, biological process: G protein-coupled receptor signaling pathway. Gene Ontology annotation, cellular component: membrane. The transcript has a single exon. Gene Ontology annotation, molecular function: trace-amine receptor activity. The record is from RefSeq and is a predicted model, not a curated record. The coding region runs from base 1 to 1017 and encodes 338 amino acids. NCBI's taxonomy places the organism in Eukaryota, Metazoa, Chordata, Actinopteri, Characiformes, Serrasalmidae.